AUGGAUUGUGAAAGAUCUAAUAUCACAAUUUUGGUUGUGGACCAUGAUGAAGAGUCUUUGGCAUUUGUUGCUAAGACACUCAUGGAACGACAAUACAAAGUUGAAACUGCCAAAAAUGCUCAUGAUGCUUUGGUCACUCUUCGAAAUAAUGAAGGCUUGUUUGACAUCAUCGUUACAGAGUUCCAUGUAUUAGGAAUGGAUGGCUUUGGUUUUCAAAGGCACAUUCAAGAUCAAUUUCAAAUUCCUGUAAUAAUUUGGCAUCAAAAGUUUCCCAUUAUUCGUCCCCGUGAGCUUAGCUCAAUUGUGAUGUCUAAGGAUAAUCGGCAACACUUAAUAUCUAUGACAUUAGAAAAAGGAGCAACACAUUUUAUUGUGAAACCUGUCUGUGCUGAAGAUUUCAAAGACAUAUCGAUGUAUGUUGUUGAAGCAAAGAAACAUAAAUUAUUUAUUGAUAAUUUAUUUGUACAAAGUGAAGAACAAGAGUCAAGUGAGCAGGCCAAGACAAAGAAAGAAGAUUCCAAGAGAAAAAAUAUUGAUGAGUCUCAAGGAGAAGCAAAAUGUAAACUUGUUAAGAAAUCAUCAAGACUUGUUUGGACAGAUGAUCUUCACAAUUUAUUUCUUGAUGCUAUUAAAAAAGUUGGAUUGAAAAAGGCUGUUCCAGGAAAAAUUCUAGAACUCAUGAACAUACCUAACUUGACAAGGGAUAAUGUAGCAAGUCACCUGCAGAAAUAUCGCCUUUUUUUGGAUAAAGUUGCCGAGAAAGAAUUGGUUGGAAAUGCAUCUCAGAGAGCUUUCAGGUCAAGAUUUGCAUCAAAUAUUCCAACAUCGAUAAUCGAAGAAAUAAAAGAAAUGAGAACAAAUAUAUUUGAUGUACCAACAUUAUAUCAAAUUGGAAAUUGUUAUUUUAAUCAUAUGAAUCAUGGUGAGAAAAAUUGGAACUGUAAAUAUUUGAACAGCUCUAAUAUUGGAUCAUGUGUGCUGAAUGAGUCACCUUUAAGUGUAAAUCAAAACUCCAUGCAGAUGAAUGAGAACAAUGAUGCAAGUGCAUUUUUGAAAUCUGAUCUUAUUAAUUCAAUUCAAGAUGUGCAAUCCCUUGAUCAGUUAUAUAAAGGUGGUGAUGAUACAUCUCUAGUUGGAAACACAUCAUGUGUGCUGAAUGAGUCACCUUUAAGUGUAAACCAAACCUCCAUGCAGUUUUAUAAAGGUGGUGAUGUAAUAGCUUCUUCUUCUGCUGAAAUCAAUUCAUGUAUGUUGAAUGAGUCACCAAUAAGCUUGGACCAAAAUUCUAAUCAGUUGCAAGGAUAUGAACAAUAUUCAAAUGAAGAACUAUAUGAUAUGUUUGUGGGAGACAAAAUGUCUGAAGCAAGUACCUCAGCUACUAAUCCGAUAUCGGAUAUGGAUCUUUUUGAAGCCGUGUUUGGUACUACCAGUCAAAACAAUAAUUUUAAGUUUAUUUAG
Messenger RNA from Trifolium pratense (red clover), 1458 nucleotides. Its product is annotated as two-component response regulator ORR26-like. Lineage: Eukaryota; Viridiplantae; Streptophyta; Magnoliopsida; Fabales; Fabaceae. Bases 1 to 1458 code for a protein of 485 amino acids. The transcript is spliced from 11 exons. Gene Ontology annotation, biological process: phosphorelay signal transduction system; regulation of DNA-templated transcription. Gene Ontology annotation, molecular function: DNA binding; DNA-binding transcription factor activity. The record is from RefSeq and is a predicted model, not a curated record. Gene Ontology annotation, cellular component: nucleus.